Pseudocercospora fijiensis CIRAD86 is the source of this 878-nucleotide messenger RNA. RefSeq lists its product as uncharacterized. Lineage: Eukaryota; Fungi; Ascomycota; Dothideomycetes; Mycosphaerellales; Mycosphaerellaceae. The record is from RefSeq and is a predicted model, not a curated record. The annotation marks the transcript as partial. The transcript is spliced from 5 exons.
AUGUUUGGUUGUCAGAGCGAAGUGGGGGCUGGAAUGUGGGGUUCAGCGGUCCAACAAGAGGACUGUUUGCUUUCUAUGGAGAGGAGGAGGAACGAGGAGGAGAGAGACUAUCUACCAACUUUUCCAGAUCAUCUAUAAUCGCUUCAACGCUCCAAUAAAGUCGUGUCGCUCCUAGCCAUUGCUUAAUGGUGGAAUAGCCGAAUGGGUUGCUCCACAAAAGUUAUGCCCAAUUGCUCUGCAGUCGAAAAGCAGGCUUGGUCGUUCUGACUGCCAGUGGGCGCUGCAAUAUACUUGACGCCACUUCGAGCGACUCUGAACACAUUGUCCGUGAACGGAAAGAACGCAUCGCUCGAGACAGCAACCUCACUAAGCUUGCUCAACCAUGCUUGUCGUUCUUCAGCCGUGAAUGGUGUUGGCACCUCUUCAAAGUUCUUCUCCCAUUCGGAUCGCUCAAUUCCACUUUCUGGGACGAUUCCGGAGCAAAGCAGAUCGAUGGCGUUCGAUUUAUCUGCACGCUUGGUGCCCUUCUUCCACUUGAUGCCAGUCGUUCGCUCGUGGAAACGCAUCCACCAGUUGUCUGCCUUGUCGCCAGCCAGACGUGUGCAAUGAAUUCGGGAUUGUUGGCCUGCUCCAAGACCGAUAACUUGGCCGUUAAGUGCGUAACACACAGAGUUUGAUUGUGUGAACUUGAGCGCAAUCGUCGCCACAGUCAGAUCGCGCAGCGCAGGCUCAGGCAACGGGUUCGACUCUUUGGGUACAAUGAUUGAGUUGAAUGUGUUGCUAGGAGAGAUCAGAGCAUCGUUCCGGUUCUGCGUCAGAGUGAUGCCGUAAAUUGUGCGCUGUUCCUGAGGAGGUGGCGUAUACGCCUUGUCCAUUUG